ACCUUUAACCAAUAAGCUACCCGGACCUUAACUACUCGAGGUAAAUGCCUCACUUUAACCAAUAAGGCUUCUACACAGGGCGGGGUUUGCCUUUGCCAAGCGGUUUUCAUAAUACCGCAUCAGUAGUGUCAUGUAAUCACAACAUGACCAAGGUUACUCCGAAGAUACAGGAGACAAAUAUGAACCUCAUUUGACAUCGUCUUAUCUCGGUCGCGAUGAGCACCCCGUGUUUCUUGUCCUCCGCUGCCCGAAGUUUCAGCCUACCGUGUUCCGCCGCCGGUCUGCUCCGCUGCCGGCUGUGGGGCCCCUGCUCCGUUACAAGAAGAAAGAUGUCCUCCAAAAGCCAAAUGGACCAUCUAGAGAGAACAGCGAGCAACUACAGACAAAAUGCUCUGUAUCCAGCUCAAGUAUGUGGCAUCAUAAACGAGUCAGAGACUGUAAAACGUUUGAGAUUAGCUGUCCAUCCAGACUUCAGCUUCAAAGCAGGACAGUGGGUGGAUUUCUUCAUCCCCGGUGUGGAGAAGGUGGGAGGUUUCUCCAUGUGCUCCAGCCCGGGUUUGCUGCAGAGGGAGGGCGUCGUUGAACUGGCCGUCAAAUACACCAAACACCCCCCAGCACACUGGAUCCACAGCGAAUGCACAGUGGGCUCCCGGGUGGCCAUGCGCGUCGGCGGGGACUUCUUCUUUAACCCGACGCCCUCCGACCCCACUGUGCAUUUGCUGCUGGUGGCCGGCGGCGUAGGGAUCAACCCCUUGUACUCUAUUCUGUUGCACGGCACCGAUCUGCUGCGUCUCAACCGCGCCUCUGGUGGGCGGGACUACAACAUCUCUGCCCACCUCUGCUACAGCGCCAAGAACACCCAGGAACUGCUCUUUAAGAGCUCCAUCAUCGAGGCGUGUCGGGAGUUCCCUGACAAGCUCUCCUGUGACCUCUACGUCACGCAACAGAGCAUAGAUGUUGACUCGCACCCCCAGCCAUUUAUCAACCACGGGAGAAUUGCAGACGAGGAUUUGCGGGCUCACGUGGACCCGCAGAGGACUUUGUGUUUCCUGUGUGGGCCCCCGCCCAUGAUCGAAGCACUUUCAAAAACCCUCAUGGACUUCGGCCUCCCGAAAGACAGAAUCCUCUUCGAGAAGUGGUGGUAGAACCUCCUACGAUUCCCAGAAUCCUACAGGGUUGUGCUCGCGGAUUGUGCUCCUUUUUUUGCAUUCACUGGGGGGGGAGGAGGGGGAGGAUGUAUGGGGUGUGGUGAUAAUGGAAUGCAGCUGAAAUAUUCCAGUGAUGCGGACAAUAAUAUGAGGACAUUCACCCUCGAUCACUGCUACUACAACCUGUGCCUGACCUGCGAUAGACCGCUGGGACCACCCACUGAGAUGAGUUUUAUUUCUGAGGACUGAGCAGACUCAAGCUCAACUUUGCAAGACAUUUUUCAGCUCGUUUUGCUGAAUAUUGCAACAAAUCUGCAACUGUGUAUGACAGACACAGCUGGUACACAUCUUUAUAUCUCAACUCAUUUCCAGCCUACAUUUGCCUGACUGAGGCUCUGCUUGAACAAAUUAAUAGAUGAUGUUAAAUGUUCACCUGAAAAGGCCAAACUUGACCUAUGCAAGUAUGUCUUGGAAGCAAUAAUUUGACAUUUUCUGAAAUACAUUCUUGCCAAGAGUUAGAUAAGUAGAUCAAUACCUGUCCACUAAAUAUGAAGCUACAGUCAGCAGCUAAUUAGCUUAGCAUGAAGACUGGAAAAGGCAAAAGAGCUAGCCUGGCUUUUUCCAAAGACAACAAAAUCCACCUCUUAAGCUCAGAGUCUCAUCUCUUUUCUCCAUACAAAAACUGAAAGUGUCACAUUGUGGUUCUAUGGAAACUUCCAACAGAGCCAGCUGGCUGUUUUUUCCACCCCUUAUGCUAAGCUAAGCUAACCAGCUGUUGUCUUAGCUUCAUAUUUAGCAGACAGAUGUGACUCAAGAAAGUGAACAAGCACAAUUCCCAAAAUUUCAAACUAUUGCUUUGAAGUCCCUAGGAUAUAAAGGAUCAGUGCUUACAAUAGCAAUCUGUACUAUUUUUUUACACUGUACAUAAGUGUUUAAUGUAACUAAUUUAUUUCUAUCAAAAUACCUCCGCUAAUUCCAUCAUAUGUUCUUAGAAGUGUUAUGUGUGUGUGUGUGUGUGUGUGUGUGUGUGUG
Molecule: messenger RNA, 2180 nt
Organism: Perca flavescens (yellow perch)
Lineage: Eukaryota; Metazoa; Chordata; Actinopteri; Perciformes; Percidae
Gene: oxnad1
Product: oxidoreductase NAD-binding domain containing 1
Exons: 8
Coding region: 216-1145 (309 amino acids)
Cellular component (GO): mitochondrion
Molecular function (GO): oxidoreductase activity
Source: RefSeq, a predicted model, not a curated record